Messenger RNA from Eublepharis macularius, 2466 nucleotides. RefSeq names its product cytochrome P450 1A5-like. Gene Ontology annotation, molecular function: oxidoreductase activity, acting on paired donors, with incorporation or reduction of molecular oxygen, reduced flavin or flavoprotein as one donor, and incorporation of one atom of oxygen; iron ion binding; steroid 17-alpha-monooxygenase activity. The transcript has 8 exons. Lineage: Eukaryota; Metazoa; Chordata; Lepidosauria; Squamata; Eublepharidae. The record is from RefSeq and is a predicted model, not a curated record. Gene Ontology annotation, biological process: progesterone metabolic process; hormone biosynthetic process. The coding region runs from base 230 to 1795 and encodes 521 amino acids.
AGGCAUAUCUCUUCCCCCAGCAGAAGACAAAGUUCCAGAUUCAUUGCAGGCUGCGGCAGUCCCAUUGUCUAGUUUGCGCUUCUUCCUUCAUCUGCAAAACAGAGGACCCAGGUGAUUUGGAAGACCUCUGCUUGAGACUCUGCAGCUGCCGGUCAGAGACUGACGUUAUCAGAUUAUGGAUCCGACUCAGUAGAAGUAGGAUUCUUGGGCUUACAUCCUGACGGUCACAAUGUUAUUCUUUGGAAGCCUGGGCCUUCUCUCAGCCACAGAAUUCCUCAUCGCCAGUGUUGUUUUCCUUCUGAUCUUUGUUACCAUCAAAUCCUCCUGGAAGCGGAUACCCCAGGGGCUAAAGCCACUCCCAGGGCCAGUGGGCUAUCCGAUCAUUGGCAGCAUGCUAGAAGUGGGGAAGAACCCCCACCUGAGCUUGACAGAGAUGAGCAAGAAAUAUGGGGAUGUGAUGAAGGUCCACAUUGGCAUGAGACCCGUGUUGGUGCUAAGUGGGCUUGAAACCACCAAGCAAGCGUUGGUGAGGCAAGGAGGAGACUUUAUGGGGCGCCCGGACCUGUACAGCAUGCGGCACGUUGUAGAUGGCCAGAGCCUGAGUUUCAGCACGGAUUCUGGGGAGAUGUGGCUGGCCCGCAGGAAACUGGUCCAGAAUGCCUUGAAGAGUUUUGCGUUCUCCCUCAGCCCAGACUCUGUGUCCUCCACCCUCUUAGAAGAGCAUGUCUCCAAAGAGGCGGAAUACCUGGUCAUGAAGCUGCAGCAGGUGAUGCAAGAGCAGCGGAGACUCGAUCCCUUUCGAUACCUCGUGGUCUCUGUGGCCAACGUGGUUUCCGCCAUGUGCUUCGGCAAGCGCUACGGCCACGAUGACCAGGAGCUGCUCAGCAUCGUGAACGAAAGCGAACAGUUUGUGGAAGUCGCUGCCUCUGGGAACCUUGCCGAUUUCAUCCCUCUGCUUCAACUUCUCCCAGGGAAGAGCUUGAAGAAGUUCAAGGAAUUCAAUCACAGAUUCAGCACUUUCUUGAAAAACAUGGUCAAAGACCACUUUGAGAGUUUCAGUAAGGACAACAUCCGCGACAUCACUGAUUCGCUCAUCGAAUUAAGCCAAGAAAAGGAAGAAAAAAAUAUGAAGACUCAACUCCCCACUGGAAAAAUAGUGAACCUCGUUAACGAUAUUUUCGGUGCUGGUUUUGACACCGUAACCACCGCCUUGUCCUGGUGUCUCACGUACCUUGUCAUUUAUCCUGAAAUGCAGAAGAAAAUUCAACGAGAAAUAGAUGAAACCAUUGGUAGCGAGAGGAAGCCAAGGCUCUCGGAUCGGCCCCUGCUGCCAUAUACGGAAGCCUUUAUCCAAGAAACGUUCAGACACUCGUCCUUCAUACCUUUCACAAUCCCCCACUGCACAACCAGAGAUACCACCUUGAAUGGCUUCUAUAUCCCAAAGGAUACUUGCGUCUUUGUCAACCAGUGGCAAGUAAACCAUGAUAAGUCUGUUUGGAAGGAUCCUUUCGUCUUCAUACCAGAGCGUUUCCUUACUGCCAGCGGGAAAGAAAUCAACAAAGAUGAGGCCGAGAAGGUGUUGAUAUUUGGUUUGGGGAAGAGGAGAUGCGUUGGGGAGAUGAUUGCCCGAUGGCAAGUCUUCCUGUUCUUGACUAGUUUGCUACAAGAACUCCAGUUCACGGUCCAGGACGGGGUCAAAGUGGACCUGACGCCUCGUUACGGGCUCACAAUGAAGCUCCCGAGAUGCGAGCACUUCCAAGUGACCAAGCGUUCCACAAAGAAGACCACCGAAUGAGUUGUGAAGACUUGUUGCUGAGCGAAAAGGACAUUUUAACACAUGUCCACCCCUGCAGGCUCUUCAUUGUGCAGCGCUCUUUUUCUCUUAGAAGGACCCAUCACAACUUUCUCUUCAGACAAACUCUCUUCUAACAGAGAUGGUUUUACAGUCUUCACCCUAUUUGCCCCCUCUGAUGUCUUCCCGAGGACAGUUGGGACACUUUGCCCAUUCAAGAAAGACGUUUUGUAUAUUGCAAUGCCUUGGUUACACAGGCAUUGGUACAAAAUAUUCAGAAAGGAUAUACACAUUUUUGCAAGGGGCAUACUUGCUUAUGCUGGUAUAACCAUUCCAAGUUACCUUGCAUAAUUUGGAUAUGUGAAAGAGCUAUGCUUUGUUGACCCUCUUAGAAGCCUGUGUAAUUCCAAACAAAAUAAAAGUCCCAUCUUGCAUAAGUUUGCCCAUGCAGUCAAGCUGUGUCUGACAGUAUCUCCUUGGAAAAUAUUUUACUGCUGUUGUCAGCCAAGAAGCCUUUUUUGCACUGCCAAUUUCAUAAAGUGGCUUGGGUUUUAGUGGCUUGAUUUGUAAUGUAUCUGCCUCGUUUCUGUGCUGUCCUUGUAAUUCCUUGUUUACCCCUUCGUCUUUUCUUUGCAGCAUCAUGCUUUCAUAAACUGUGUCAAUUAAGCCCUUGA